Molecule: messenger RNA, 869 nt
Organism: Ipomoea nil (Japanese morning glory)
Lineage: Eukaryota; Viridiplantae; Streptophyta; Magnoliopsida; Solanales; Convolvulaceae
Product: transcription factor PRE6
Exons: 2
Coding region: 311-592 (93 amino acids)
Biological process (GO): regulation of DNA-templated transcription; regulation of growth
Molecular function (GO): protein dimerization activity
Source: RefSeq, a predicted model, not a curated record
AAACUAAGGCUUCUCCUCCCAUGCACUUGUCUUCCCCACCUCCAACACAGCUCCUUCCCUGUCCCUCCCACAAACAUAACUUCCCACUCUUUCAUGGCUACCUCGUCUCCCUGUCCUUAACCUGUCCCACAACACAACACUUCAAGUCCUCCCUCCCACACUCCUUUAAAUCCCCCACCCCGUUUCCCCUUUCCUUCAAUAUUCUCUGACACACACACACACACACACACACCCUUAUCUUUCUGUCGUCUCAGGUUGUGUUUUCCUCAGCUCACUUCCUUGUCCGACAAGUUACCCUUUCCUCGCUGCAAUGUCUAGCCGGAGGUCACGUUCCCGACAGCCGGCGGAAAGUUCCAGGAUUUCCGACGACCAGAUUGCCGACCUCGUCUCCAAGCUGCAACGCCUCAUCCCUGAAAUCCGUGGCAGACGUUCCGACAAGGUUUCUGCCUCGAAGGUGUUGCAGGAGACAUGCAACUACAUAAGAAGCUUGCACAGAGAAGUUGAUGACUUGAGCGAUAGGUUAUCCCAGCUUUUGGAAUCCACUGAUGGUGAUAGUGCCCAAGCCGCCAUUAUUAGAAGCUUACUUAUGUAAUAACUAUUAAUUUUUUUUACUUAUUAUGAUAUCCGGUAUUUUCACUACUAUCUUGUGAAACUAAUUAACCCGGGAUUGAUAUGGGUUAUGGUCAUAAAAUUUGACUUGAAAAAGGUCCUGACCCGAACUACUGCUACUACUAUUAUUGUUAUUAUUAUUAUUAUUAACUGUGUUUUUAUGUUCAGACUUCAGGUAAGCUAGCUAGCUACCUACUUAAUGUACUUCAUUUCCAGUUUUUAAUAUAAUAAUAUAUCACAACAUUAUCAGCUUCUUUUAA